AUGGUGUUUUCAGUGAUGGACUUUGCAGCAGCUGCUGUUGGAGGUAAAAGAGGAACUGUUCUUGUCAGAAGCAGUAGUGGCCAACUAAUGCUAGUAUCUCAACAAGCAAUAGCACGAGCACAGAACCAGCCACAAAAUAACGCAAGUGGGAGACCAUCUGUGCCAGCCAGCACACCUGCAAUCAGAAUAUGUGCUGUACAGAACUCUGGCACCCAGUUGGUAAAGAAAGUAGCAGCUAUUCCUGUGAAAACAUUAUCUCAAACAGCAAAUGCUGUGGCUUCUACUGUUCAGCCACCUGCUGUAAUACGGCCAGCAGCUGCAACAGCUAGUGUUACUACAGUUACUGCUGUAAAGCCUUCGAGUACUGGAACACCUGUAAAACUUCCAGUUACAGGACCACCUGCACAAGCUAUCUCCCAAAAGGCAGUCUCUGUGAAAGCAGAGGGCACAACAGUAGCACAGACCAGCGCUUCUACAGAGAUGCUAGAGAAUGUGAAGAAAUGCAAGAAUUUUCUUGCUACGCUAAUAAAACUGGCAUCUAGUGGACCUCAAGCCCUUGAGAUGGGGCAGAAUGUGAAGAAUCUGGUGCAGAAUCUGUUGGAAGCAAAAAUUGAACCAGAAGAAUUUACAAAAAAGUUAUACGUAGAGCUUAAGUCAUCUCCACAACCAUAUUUAGUUCCUUUUCUCAAGAAAAGCAUGCUUGCCUUACGGCAGCUAAUGCCCAACCCUCAGAGCUUUAUCCAACAGUGCAUGGAGCAGCCAGCUCCAACCCAAGAAAUGGUUUUGACUUGUACCUCUGCAGUACCAGCUCCUUCAACAGGAGAGGCAACCUCAGCUGUAGCAACAACUUCUCUUCCAGUUACAAAACCCAUGUCUGCCUCUGUAACAGGCACAGCCUCUCCAGUUAUAAAACCAGUCCUUGCCAGCACGUCAGCAACAGCUUCUCUGCAGACUGUGAAUCCUGUUCCUUCCUCUGCAGUGGUGACAACAUCUCUUCGGCCUGCGACUUCAGUCCUCACCACAACGAUAGCUACGUCAGGGCUGACCACUAUCCAAACUGUCAAGCCAGUCUUCACCUCUGCAGUACCAACGUCCUCUCUCCAGUCUGCAAAGCCAGUGCUGGUCUCUACAGUGGCAUCUUCAUCAACAACCCCUCUCCAGCCUCUGAAGCCAGUUAUUGGAACCCCAAUUGGUAUUAAAAUCUCUCAGCCCAACUCCAUCGUUGCACAGUCAGUGGGUGCUCAGCAGGUGGUUAAAGUAAAACAGUUGGUAGUCCAGCAACCAUCAGGAUCCAUUAUAAAGCAAGUAUCCACACUCCCACAACCCUCACUGCUCACCCUGCAGACACCUGCUGAGAAUAAGAUGCCGCUGAAUACACUUGUUCAAACCAAACAGUUUCCUGCAGGUUCCAUUCUGAAACAAAUUACCCUACCAGGAAAUAAAAUUCUGUCACUUCAAACAUCUCCUGUUCAGAAGGCGAAAAUAAAAGAGAAUGUAGCAACAUCCUUCAGAGAUGAAGAUGACAUAAAUGAUGUAACUUCUAUGGCUGGGGUCAAUCUUAAUGAGGAGAACAUGUGCAUUUUGGCAGCAAACUCUGAGGUUACUGGUACAGUGCUUCGCUCUUGUGCAGAUGAACCGUUUCUCUCUUCGGAAGCUCUUAAGAAGAAGAUCUUGAACAUAGGUAAAAGGCAUGACAUUAUGGAACUUAACUCUGAUGUUGUGAACUUGAUCUCCCACGCUACACAGGAGAGAUUACGAGGGCUCCUAGAAAAACUAACUGUAAUUGCUCAGCACAGAGUAUCAACCCACAAGGGGAGUGAUAAGUACGUUGUAUGUAGUGACACCAGAGCACAGCUGAGAUUUCUUGAAAAGCUUGAUCACCUAGAAAAGCAGAGAAAAGAUGAAGAGGAACGUGAAAUGUUGCUUCGAGCAGCCAAGAGCCGUUCCAAUAAAGAAGAUCCAGAGCAACUGCGGUUAAAGCAGAAAGCGAAAGAGAUGCAACAGUUGGAGUUAGCACAGAUGCAACAGAGAGAAGCCAACCUCACAGCUUUGGCAGCCAUUGGACCAAGGAAGAAAAGACCAUUGGAUUCAUCAAAUGUUGGAACUGGGCUGGAGGGUUUGAACAGCAAUGGAAUUACUCCUGGAUCAUCAGGUUUUAGCCUUACGAAGCUGCACUGUCCAAGAGUAACCCGUGUCUGUCUCAGGGACUUGAUAUUCUGCAUGGAACAAGAGAGGGAUAUGAAGCAUUCUCUACACUUGUACCGUGCUCUUCUGAAGUGA
Messenger RNA from Acanthisitta chloris (rifleman), 2280 nucleotides. RefSeq names its product TAF4b RNA polymerase II, TATA box binding protein (TBP)-associated factor, 105kDa (gene TAF4B). Gene Ontology annotation, biological process: DNA-templated transcription; transcription initiation at RNA polymerase II promoter. Bases 1 to 2280 code for a protein of 759 amino acids. The record is from RefSeq and is a predicted model, not a curated record. The transcript is spliced from 15 exons. NCBI's taxonomy places the organism in Eukaryota, Metazoa, Chordata, Aves, Passeriformes, Acanthisittidae. Gene Ontology annotation, molecular function: protein heterodimerization activity; RNA polymerase II general transcription initiation factor activity; DNA binding. Gene Ontology annotation, cellular component: transcription factor TFIID complex.